This is a messenger RNA of Doryrhamphus excisus (bluestripe pipefish), 1170 nucleotides long. It is a transcript of the gene vhl, whose product is annotated as von Hippel-Lindau tumor suppressor. The record is from RefSeq and is a predicted model, not a curated record. NCBI's taxonomy places the organism in Eukaryota, Metazoa, Chordata, Actinopteri, Syngnathiformes, Syngnathidae.
UUAACAACAAUCACGUGACGUCGAUACCGGAAAUGGGGAGGUAAACAUACAAGUUUCCGCAUAAGCGCCGUUACGUUGUUUUUUGGGGGGGUUUGUUGGGGUUUUUUAGCCUUUGCGUUUUUGGUUUAGACAAUUUAAACCAAGUGAGUUGAUUAAAUGAACGGUCCUCGCGUUUUUUUACAACGUUCUUAGACCGCUGCUCAUAGUCCAAAAAAAAACAACGUUAGCAUUAGCAGCAUGUCUGAAGAUUGGGGUCUGCCUUUGGUUCGCUCCUUAAACACUCGCAUUCCCACGAGUGUUGUCUUUUGCAACCGCAGUCCCCGAGUGGUGCGGCCACUGUGGAUUGAUUUCCGCGGGGAGCCACGGCCCUACAACGACUUACAGCCGAGGACUGGGCGAAAAGUCACAACAUUCGUGGGCCACCCGUGGAUGUUCACCGAUGCAGAAAGUGAUGAUCUGCUGAGGGUGAACGGCAAGGAGCUCUUCCUUCCUGCCCUGGCUGGCGCUGAGAAUGCCGCAUUUGUAAAUAUCACUUUGCCAGUUUACAGCCUGAAGGACCGUGCCCUCCAGGAGAUCCGACGCCUGGUAGAACCGGAGGACUACAGAAGUUUGGAGAUAGCACGCAGUCUCAUUGAGGAGCUGGAGGAUCCGCCCAGUUUGUCCAAGAGUCUACAUCGCUUGAAUCGGCGAGCAGAGCAACAUCUCCUCCAGAGAGUGGAAGGACAGUCGGAGUGACUCCCAAAAGCCCCGACCAACGACGACUGAACUCUUCUUUUGUAUUCAUAUUUGUUUGUUUAUCAGGUGGUUUCUGUCAGCGUCAUCCAAGUGUCUUCUGUGAAGCUGUAUUUGAUAUUUUUAUUGUACCGGCCCUUUAAAUGGACCACGUCCAUCAGCAGGCUUUAAUACAGGAUGUAUGCUACACCCUGGAUGUAUGUAUGGUGGAUGUAUGUACAUCCUGACAGUGUCGUGCUGUCUCAAAUCCAUCAUGACUGUUACACACCUCUUCUCUCCUUUUUUGCAACCACUCUGGUUAGUCCUUCCCUUCCCGCCAUGGAGCCAAGAUGGCGACGUUAUAAAGCUUUUAUUGCAAGUUGUUAAUAAAGUUAACAAAAUAGCUUUUCUAAUAUAGCCGGACACGUGUGAGUGAUAUUCAUAAUAAAUAGCACAUUU